Punica granatum (pomegranate) is the source of this 1936-nucleotide messenger RNA. Lineage: Eukaryota; Viridiplantae; Streptophyta; Magnoliopsida; Myrtales; Lythraceae. The record is from RefSeq and is a predicted model, not a curated record.
UCUGUUGCUUCUCUCCGACAAAGCUCUCAACUUUGGGACGUCAAGCUCUCCGUCUCUCUCUCUCUCUCUGUGCGUAUCUGCGGGAUUGAGUCUUCUGCUGAUUCAGUGAUGCCCUUCGCCCUUCAGCUGAAGGAGCUGAGCUGAGCUGAGCUCCCCCAACCCCCAACCCCCGCCCCACCGCCACAAAGAGGAAAAAAUCUCACUCUCUCUCUCUCUCUCUCUCUCUCUCUCUCUCUCCUCGGCCAUGUACAGCGGCUCCAGCGACGGCGAGAGCCACGAGGCCUCGCAGAGGAAGAUCCCGCCCGCCUCCUCCAUGCACUGGGUCCGUAACCUCCGCCGCUUCAUCGGAUCCGGCGCCGGCCUCGGAUCAGAAGCCCUCAUGGAGCUUGAAACGAAGAGAAUUUUGCUAGACAUAUUCAAAGACAAGCAGCAAAAAAGUGCUGAAGCUGGUUCUAUUCCAAGUUUUUAUAAGAAGAAACCUGAAGAGGGAUCCAUCAGUCACAGGGUUCAUAGGCUAGCCAAGUAUCGGUUUUUGAAGAAACAAUCGGAUCUUUUGUUGAAUGCAGAUGAUUUGGAUGCAAUGUGGGUUUGCUUAAGAGAAAAUUGUGUCAUUGACGAUGCAACCGGCGCAGAAAAGAUGAAUUAUGAGGAUUUUUGCCACAUUGCCUCUGUUUGUACAGAGCAAAUAGGCCCCAAGUGCCGACGGUUUUUCAGCCCUUCAAAUUUUAUGAAGUUUGAGAAAGAUGAAUCAGGAAGAAUUGCCAUUCUGCCUUUCUACCUUUAUGUGAUGCGCACGGUUUCACUAACACAGGCAAGAAUUGAUAUGAGCGAGCUGGAUGAGGAUUCUGAUGGUUUCCUGCAGUCUCAUGAAAUGGAAGCGUACAUAAGGGGCCUCAUCCCUAAUUUGGCCCAGCUACGCGAUAUGCCUGCAGCCUUUAUUCAGAUGUACUGCCGUAUAGCUGCCCGGAAAUUUUUCUUCUUUUGCGAUCCUCACAGACGUGGGAAAGCUUGUAUAAAGAAGGUGCUGCUUAGCAACUGCCUUCAAGAACUGAUGGAAUUGCACCAGGAAAGUGAGGAAGAGGUUACAGACACUGAGCAAGCUGAAAAUUGGUUUUCAUUGACAUCCGCACAGAGAAUAUGCGAUAUGUUCCUGGCACUUGAUAAAGAUAUGAAUGGAUCGCUUAGCAAGCAGGAGCUUCAAGAAUAUGCUGAUGGUACUCUAACAGAAAUUUUCAUUGAAAGAGUGUUUGAUGAGCAUGUACGCCGCGGCAAAACUGGAGGAGGAAACUCCAGGGAGAUGGACUUUGAAAGCUUUCUUGACUUUGUGUUGGCUCUGGAGAAUAAAGACACUCCCGAAGGAUUGACAUACUUGUUCCGUUGUCUUGAUCUUAAUGGAAGAGGAUUUCUUACUACUGCUGAUAUUCAUUCUCUUUUCAGAGACGUGCACCAGAAAUGGAUCGAGGGCGGUAACUAUGAGCUAUGCAUUGACGAUGUGAGGGACGAGAUAUGGGAUAUGGUGAAACCUGCUGACCCACUGAAAAUUACAUUGGCUGAUCUUCUCACCUGCAAGCAAGGAGGGACAGUCGCCAGCAUGCUGAUCGAUGUGCGAGGUUUCUGGGCCCAUGAUAACAGAGAGAACCUUCUCCAAGAAGAGGAAGAGCCGGAGGAGGAGCAGUCAUAGACACCAUCUUUCCCUGAUCACUAACACAAAAUACCGAUCGGUGUGCCGUAGUUUUAAUCUAUUGAAGUUGCAUUUGUCUUCCGAUGCUUGAAAGUUGUAGAUAUAGAUAUUGUGACUUGCUACAAUUCUAAAUGUCCAGGCUGCAGCUGUUGCUCGGACAUGGAUGUGUUAGAAGAGGGGAAGAGUAAUUGAUGAUAGGAGUGACGUUGAGAUUCUCAAUAGAAUGAACUGUGUGCAGUGUUAUCCUAACUACAA